AAGUAUUGUUAAAACUUAAAAGUCACAUAUUCUAUAGUAAUUUCACAUUUAUGUCCUUAAAUUAUGGCUCCUGCACUGCCAGGCCUUUUUGUCAUUCUGAUGUCACAGCUUUAAACCAUGAUUAAAUAAUUUAUCCAGCUGAAGUAGCAGCAGAGGACUGACAGGACCAGACCACCAGGUACAAAGACCUGUCGCGCCCCUAAGAUCACAGAUGCUUAAACCCACCCGACCUGCUGGAGCCCACCUGCAGCUCAGACCUGUUUGCUUUCCAGGCCCAUGAUGUGAAACCGCCCAGCAUGUUUGGCAUCCCAACCUGACCUACCACACCGCCCCCCCAACCUCAUUUUGAGGCAUAAAAGCAGGCACCUUCCCAGCAGCUCUUCACUCUCUGCUCAGAGCCGACGACCAGCCAACCCUCAGCCAUGACCUCCUUCUCCAGCCGCAGCAGCUACAUGUCCUCCCCCGUGAGGAGCUCCGUCAUGAUGGCCCCCUCCAUGUCCUCCUCCUGCCUGGGGAGCAUGAGGGCCGGAAGCGUGUAUGGAGGAGCUGGAGGAUCUGGAGUCCGAAUCUCCAAGGCCUCCUUCUCAUCUUCCUCCUCCAGUGCUGGCGGUGCCUUCAAGCUGAGCGACGCCAUGGACGUCUCUGUCAGCGAGAAGGCCACCAUGCAGAACCUCAACACCCGCCUGGCCACCUACCUGGAGAAGGUGCGCAGCCUGGAGAAGGCCAACGCCGAGCUGGAGCUGAAGAUCAGAAAGUUCCUGGAGAGCAAAGCUGCGCCGGAGGCUCACAACUACAGCAGCUUCAACGUCCAGAUCAAAGACCUGCAGGACCAGAUCCAGUCCGCUACUCGUGGAAAUGCCGCCCGUGUCCUCGCCAUCGACAACGCCAACUUAGCCACCGACGACUUCAAAGUCAAGUUUGAGAACGAGCUGAUCAUGCGUCAGUCAGUGGAGGCCGACAUUUGUGGCCUGAGGAAGGUCUUGGACCAGAUGACUCUGAGCCGGGCUAACCUGGAGAUACAGGUGGAGAGUAUGACGGAGGAGCUGAUCUUCCUCAAGAAGAACCACCAGGAGGAGCUGCUGGCGAUGCGAGCUCAGAUGGGCGGUCAGGUGAACGUGGAGGUGGAUGCAGCUCCAGCAGAGGACCUCAAUAAGGUCAUAGAGGAGGUCAGGAAGCACUACGAAGCCACUGUUGCCAAAAGCCGCAAAGAACUGGAGGCGUGGUUCAAUGCAAAGACAGAAGACCUUCACAAAGAAGUCGCUAUCAGCACAGAAACCCUCCAGUCGUCCAAAUCCGAGAUCACAGAGGUCAAACGAACGCUGCAGAGCCUGGAGAUCGAGCUGCAGUCCCAGUUCAGCAUGAAAGCGUCGUUAGAGGCCACCCUGAAUGAGACUCAGAACCGGUACGCCAUGCAGCUGACGGGUUACCAGAACCAGGUCACCAUGCUGGAGGAUCAGCUGACGCACCUGAAGGCCGAGCUGGAGAGGCAGUCCCAGGAGUACCAGAUGCUGCUGGACAUCAAGACCAGGCUGGAGAUGGAGAUCGCCGAGUACAGGAGGCUGCUGGACGGAGAAACUAACAGCACCUCCACCACCACCAAGACGACAAAGGUCAUCACCAUAGUGCAGGAAGUGGACAGCUCUGGAAAUGUGGUGACCAGCAGCAGCAAAUAAAACAGGAAACACCUCCGACCAAUCAGAUGCUGUGAACUGAGUCUCUCUGAGGUUCUUCAAUAAAAAUGAAGUCUGACAUUG
Messenger RNA from Micropterus dolomieu (smallmouth bass), 1754 nucleotides. RefSeq names its product keratin, type I cytoskeletal 13-like. Gene Ontology annotation, molecular function: structural molecule activity. NCBI's taxonomy places the organism in Eukaryota, Metazoa, Chordata, Actinopteri, Centrarchiformes, Centrarchidae. The transcript is spliced from 7 exons. The record is from RefSeq and is a predicted model, not a curated record. The coding region runs from base 423 to 1673 and encodes 416 amino acids.